This is a messenger RNA of Ilex paraguariensis (yerba mate), 770 nucleotides long. The record is from the annotation of a GenBank genome assembly. Lineage: Eukaryota; Viridiplantae; Streptophyta; Magnoliopsida; Aquifoliales; Aquifoliaceae.
ACUGUGUGGGUUAUAUACAUACAAAAAUGUCUCCUGUAGAGGUCGCACGAAGUGCCAGCGAGGAUGCCCGUUCCAUUUGUUUACAUGAAUAUGGCAGCGCUCCCGACAUUAAUAUCUAUGGGGAUCCUAAUUUUACAUUCCCCUACGUACCAACACAUUUACAUCUGAUGGUAUUUGAGUUGGUUAAGAACUCCUUGCGUGCUGUUCAAGAGCGGUUUAUGGACUCUGAAAAAAUUGCACCUCCUAUUCGAAUAAUUGUUGCUGAUGGGUUGGAGGAUGUUACCAUUAAGGUUUCUGAUGAAGGGGGUGGAAUACCAAGGAGUGGUCUCCCUAAAAUUUUUACUUAUCUCUACAGCACUGCCCAAAACCCCCUAGAUGAGCAGUUAGAUGAUCUUGGAACAGCUAAUGUGGCAACAAUGGCUGGCUAUGGAUAUGGGCUUCCAAUAAGCCGCCUGUAUGCUCGAUACUUUGGAGGGGACCUGCAAGUCAUCUCCAUGGAAGGAUACGGGACAGAUGCAUAUCUUCAUUUGUCUCGUUUGGGAGAUUCACAGGAACCCUUACCUUGAAUAUAUUGGUUGUGGAUUCGGCUUCAAGAUUCGGUGAAGUUAGUUAGAAUCCUCCUGUGGAAAUACUUGCUUGAACAGGGGAAAAUUGGCUCCAUAGUUAAAAAGGAAUUAAUUGUUGCCUUUUCCUUUUAUCGCCCAUUAAUUUUAGUACUUUUGUGUAUCUGCUUUGUCAGGUGUAAUAUAUGAUAAUACACUCGUUUCCAG